UAAGUUGUUUUGUAAGCCUCGAUUUGGUGCUCCACGUACAAUAUCUUUAAACAAAAUGGCCGUCAGUUGUAGACGAAAGCAAACCGAGGCUUUGAAGCGUAUGCUGAAUUUGAAUGAACCUGUAACAAAACAGCAAGUGAAAGAGCCAGUAUGGAAGGUACUUGUAUAUGACAGAUUUGGGCAAGACAUUAUAUCACCAUUACUAACAGUGAAAGAACUCAGGGAGCAGGGAAUAACAUUGCAUUUGCAAUUACAUUCAGAUAGAGAUGCUAUUCCAGAAGCCCCUGCAAUUUAUUUUGUAUUCCCGACUGAUGAGAAUAUUCAAAGAAUAUCUCAGGAUCUAAAGAAUAAUCUCUAUGAAACCUACUUUUUCAACUUCAUAUCAGCAAUAUCAAGGCACAAACUUGAAGAUCUUGCCACAUCAGCUUUGCAAUAUAACUGUGCAUCUCGAAUAAAUAAGGUUUUUGAUCAGUACCUCAAUUUCAUUUCACUGGAAGAGGAUCUUUUCACUGUGAAACAUCAUGAUAGAGAUAGCAUUUCUUACUAUGCACUUAAUCGUUCUGACGCAAGAGACACUGAUAUAGAAGCAAUCAAAGAUACACUGGUAGACUGCUUGUUCUCAUUUCUUGUUACAUUGGGUGCUGUGCCAGUUAUCAGAUGCCCCAAAGGAAACGCUGCUGAAAUGGUAGCAGAGGGUCUAGAUAAGAAAAUACGGGAAAACCUUAGAGACAGAAACAGCCUCUUCACUACAGAUAUACAAUCCGGAAGUUUCAGCUUCCACCGGCCAGUCUUGAUCAUUCUUGAUCGAAAUAUCGACCUUUGCACGCCAUUACAUCAUACAUGGACAUACCAAGCGCUAUGCCAUGACAUAUUUGAUUUGAAGUUAAAUCGAGUGGUCGUUUCGGAGCCAGUCCCAAUUUCCCCAGAAAAUUCUCUCCAGAAAAAGAAAGAAAAGAAAUAUGAUUUAGCUUCAAGUGACAAAUUCUGGUCGCAGCACAAACUUAGUCCAUUUCCAAAUGUUGCCGAGUCAAUUCAAAAAGAACUCGAUGAUUAUCGGUCUUCAGAGGAAGAAGUGAAAAAACUAAAAAAUGUCAUGGGUGUCACUCCCGAAGAAGAAGAGUUAAUGGAGAAUUACUGGACUGACAAUACUGCUAAACUAACUUCAGCCGUGAGCUCACUCCCGGAAUUGCUUGAAAAGAAACGAUUGAUUGAUAUGCACACCAAUAUUGCCACUGCGAUGCUUGAACAUAUCAAGGCUAGAAAGUUAGACAUUUACUUUGAAAGUGAGGAGAAGACAAUGAGUAAAUCCUCAACGGACAAAUCCGUGAUGGAAAUCAUUCAAGAUCCUGAGGCUGGAACUUGUGACGAUAAGCUGAGACUGUUUAUCAUCUAUUACAUAUCUUCGCCCACUUUAUCAAAUGACGAAUUCCAACAGUACAUGACAGCGCUUACCCAAGCUGGCUGCGAUGAAGAUCGCCUGGCUGCUGUUGAGUACAUUCGAAAAUGGAAAGCCUUUGCGAAAGUUGCAUCAGGUCCAAUUCAGACUGGCAGCGGGCAGAGCACUUACAGCGCCAUGUUUUCUCGAAUCAUGAGCACAGGAUCUCAGUUCGUGAUGGAAGGUGUCAAAAGCUUGGUAGUUGGCAACAAGAACUUACCUAUUACACGAAUAGUUGAUUCGAUCAUGGAGCAAAAAUCAAGUCAGGAAACAGAAGAUUACAGGUAUUUUGAUCCGAAAAUGCUACGUGUUUCUGACAGCUCUACCAUACCACGGAACAAGACUCCCUUUAACGAAGCAAUCGUUUUCAUGGUUGGUGGUGGAAACUAUAUUGAAUAUGCUAAUUUAUUAAAUUAUGAAAAGCGACAAAAUUCGUCACCAAAGAAGAUUAUUUAUGGAUGUAGUGAACUACUGAAUGCAACGCAGUUUCUCACGCAGCUUUCACAUUUGGGGGAAGAAUAACACGAGAACACGAGAAAUCAAGCACAAGACGAAAAUUCCCUAAAACUCAAAAUUCACCGUCUGAAAAAUCAAAUUUAUGCCCUCCACAUAAGAAUGUCCCCCAUUUCCUUUAAAUUUUCUAUUUCAUAUUCAUCAGAAUUUUAAACCGAGUUUUAUAACAAAAUCGCCGUGAAUCUGUUGGCCAACGUCUCACAAUCAAAGCGUAUUAUAACUGAUGGUGAACAUAGAAAUAUAAUUCCUUAAAACUUGAAAGCUUCGAAACUUGGAACGAAAAAAAUUUAGAAAAGAAUAGUGAAUUUUGAUGCAAAAUUUGAACGCCUGUUUCUCCUUUUCCCUAAAAAAUUUCCUUGAUUUCAGUUUUGAUGGAAGCAGAGAUCUUUUAUAUGUCUUAUGUAUGGAAUGAAAAUGCUGUGCAGCCAUUUUCAUGCUCUUUUUGAAUUUUUUUGCUUGUUGGAUCCAAUGCUUUUAUAUCCGUUAUAUGGUAACCCAAAAAGCACCCUGGUACACCCAAUUUCUUUAUUCUGAGUACGGUAAAUGUUUCCCAGUAUAGUUAAAGAUAAUUAGUCAAUUUAUCAGAGUAUUGCUUAGUUAAAAGAAUCAUUUACUGAAAUAACAAAUAAAGAAAAGAG
Molecule: messenger RNA, 2586 nt
Organism: Rhopilema esculentum
Lineage: Eukaryota; Metazoa; Cnidaria; Scyphozoa; Rhizostomeae; Rhizostomatidae
Product: sec1 family domain-containing protein 1
Biological process (GO): vesicle-mediated transport
Source: RefSeq, a predicted model, not a curated record